AUGAAGGUGAAGGUAAUCAACAGGAGCGAGGAGGCGUGCACCCGCACCCGGUCGCAGGAUGUCCUCAAGGUGCACCGCAACCUCGACCCGGCCCUGCACCCCUUUGAGAAGGCCAAGGAGUACACGAGGGCCCUGAAUGCCGCCAAGCUGGACCGGCUGUUUGCGCGCCCCUUCCUGGCGGCCUUCCCCCACACCGACGGCAUCACCUGCCUCGCCCGCUCCCCCGCCCGCCUCAACUGCCUGCUGUCCGGCACCGCCGACGGCGAGGUCCGGCUCUGGGACGUGGCCGCGCGGCGCUGCCUGCGCCGCCUGGUGGGCCACGCCGGCGCCGUCACCGGCGUGGCGGUGGCCCCCUCCGGCGACGUCGCCGUGUCCGCCGGCGCCGACGGCACCGCCCGCCUCUGGCGCGUGCCCUUCGCGCCCUUCGCCGGCGGGCCCGUGGAGCGCGACGCCUCGCCGGUGCUGCAGUGGACCGCGCGCGGCGGCCUGCGCGGCGUGGACCACCACUGGGCGCGCUCCCAGUUCGCCACCGCGGGCGUCGGUGUCUGUGUGUGGGACCACGCGCGCUCUGACCCGGUGCACGCCUUUGAGUGGGGCGCCGACACGGUGGCCUCGGUGCGCUUCAACCCCGCGGAGCCCGACCUGCUGGCCUCCGUCGGCGGCGACCGCUCCGUCGCGCUGUACGACCUGCGCUCCGCCACCCCCCUGCGCAAGCUGGUCAUGCAGACCAAGUCCAACGCGCUGGCCUGGAACCCCAUGGAGGCCUUCCACUUCACGCUGGCCUCCGACGACUGCAACCUGUACACCUAUGACAUGCGGCGCCUGGAUGUCGCGCGCUGCGUGCACCAGGACUUUGUGUCCGCGGUGAUGGACGUGGACUACUCGCCCACGGGCCGCGAGUUCGUGGCCGGCGGCUACGACCGCUCCCUCCGCAUCUUCGCCAAGCACGGCGGGCACUCGCGCGAGGUGUACACCACCAAGCGCCAGCAGCGCGUGUUUGCGGUGCGCUUCUCGGGGGACGGCACCUACGUCUUCUCGGGGUCGGACGACAUGAACGUGCGCGUGUGGAAGGCGCAGGCCUCCCAGCAGCUGGGCGUGACGCUGCCGCGAGAGCGCCAGAAGGCGGCCUACGGCGCCGCGCUCAUCGAGCGACACAAGCACCUGCCGGAGGUGCGGAGGGUGGUCGGCAACCGACGCACCCCCACGGCCAUCUACAAGGCCACCAAGACGCGGCGGGCGGUCAUGGAUGCAGAGCGAAGGAAGCUCAAGAACCGCAUCGCGCACAGCAAGCCGGGGAGCGUGGUGGUCAAGCCCGCGCGGCGGCGGAAGAUCGUGGAGGAGCUGGAGUGA
This is a messenger RNA of Auxenochlorella protothecoides, 1350 nucleotides long. RefSeq names its product DDB1- and CUL4-associated factor 13. Lineage: Eukaryota; Viridiplantae; Chlorophyta; Trebouxiophyceae; Chlorellales; Chlorellaceae. The record is from RefSeq and is a predicted model, not a curated record. Gene Ontology annotation, biological process: maturation of SSU-rRNA from tricistronic rRNA transcript (SSU-rRNA, 5.8S rRNA, LSU-rRNA). Gene Ontology annotation, molecular function: protein binding. Gene Ontology annotation, cellular component: nucleolus; small-subunit processome. The coding region runs from base 1 to 1350 and encodes 449 amino acids. The transcript has 3 exons.